CAAUUGAAACGCAAGAGAAAUAGACGCAACAGUCCUUCUAUCCCACUCUCUAUCAUACUGAUUAUGGGAUAGACGUCCCAUAGGAGGAUAGAAACCACACACUGAAAGAAGGAGAAGAAGAGUGUAAAUUUAAUCAUAAUGCAGACAGAAAAUAUGAGAAACCCGUUCGAUGUGCUCGUCCAACAAAUUAAAGAUGGUCUAUCCUAUAUUAACAGACCACCGGUUCGUAAAAUAUACAUCGAGGAGGAUCCUGCGAACGAACAGGUGGUGCCGUGCCCCCGGUGCUUAGAUCGAGAUCAACAAAACAUGGUGCGCUAUCUGUUCCUUAACCUAAGUGAAGCCAUAUACAAAUGUGAAGCGUACGAUUGCAUGUAUCCCUUUCGGGACUUUAAGUACAAAAACGUUGACGAGUGUUCCGUAUACCGGUACGAAGAACUGCAGUCAGUAUCACAACAGCAUGAUUUCGACACGAACUACGUAGAGGACUUUUCCACCAGUUACGACACUUGCGAAAACUCCAUUGACCACCUCGCUUCGGUGGAUAACAGAGUGGAUUUCUUAAGCUGCGAUGCUGCCGGCGACAACAUCACGACACAACCAUGUACAGCACCUCAGUUAAACUUUGCCCAAAGCGCGCGUACCAUUGAUCCCGCGGACGAUUUCAAUGCUGGACUUAUUGAACUACUGGAAGAUCUUUUUCCUGGGGCAUCGAACCCCGUUCCAAAUGUGGCGAAACCGGUGGAAACUAAAGAAGUUUCUACAAAACCCAUUUCUACCGUCACAGUAAAUCAAAAUUUACCGUGCAAAUCCGUCACACAAUCUAGCAGUGGUAGUAGAAGUAGCAGUGGUAGUAACAGUAGUGGCCGUAAGCUGGAGAAAUGUCUCAAAAAAUUCGAGAAACCUGGUGAUGCUAGAGUUUGCAAGAAGCCAAAGAGUCCGGCGAAAGAUAGUCUCGUCGUUGAACACAUAUCGCCCACCCGAGUAAGGAUAAAACGGGUUCCGCAAGCAGCGUACAGUCAAACAAGAACAAAUGCGGGCAAACAGAGGGAGCGGAACCUAGUCAAACCUUUCCCGCUGGAUGUUAGCUCAAACGGGACGCUGAAGCAAGCGAAAUUGUUGGUGAAAAGUAAAAAAUUAAAACCACUGGAGUUGGUGAGCAAGCUGAACACAAUGACGGAAACAGCAGCCCCAACAGUACGGCACCAACAGCCGACCACUGUUCCCAGCAACGAUAAAGUACAAAAGAUGGUCAGUUUUAUACAGCGCAGUGCGAAAACUAGCGAUGAAACAAAAAGUAGCCCACCGGUGACGGUACCCAAGGCUGAGGGCAACGACGGUCUAAGUGGAGUUUCGCAAGUAACAAUUGAACCACCGCCGCACCUCAGUACAAUGAAGCAUGCCGAGGUCUACAGUCCCGACAACAGUCCCGGAAGACAGGUAAACAAACUCCGUCCCAUCGUAUCGAUGGGAAAUUCUUCCUCUGAUCCGCUGCCAACUAGUUCCACUUCGGGUGGAGGGAUGGAAAUGUUAUUUGAUUUUAUGGAAUCGUAACACCUGUAGACAAUAAAAUAAGCAAAAAUAAAUACACAGCCGUGAAUUGUUUGCUUGUGGUA
Anopheles stephensi (Asian malaria mosquito) is the source of this 1613-nucleotide messenger RNA. RefSeq lists its product as uncharacterized. The record is from RefSeq and is a predicted model, not a curated record. The coding region runs from base 139 to 1551 and encodes 470 amino acids. NCBI's taxonomy places the organism in Eukaryota, Metazoa, Arthropoda, Insecta, Diptera, Culicidae. The transcript is spliced from 2 exons.